AUAGAUCGAGAACCACGAGCGGAAAUAUACGCUUCUUUCAGCCAUGUUCGAGAAAUCGCUGUAUGACCUCAUCCGAGGUCUACGAAACCACAAGGGAAACGAAAAGGAGUACAUCCAGAGUUGUUUGAAAGAAUGCCGGACCGAGAUACGCAGCCAGGACAUGGGUCAGUCAACUGCGGCUCCCUUCAAAGGCCCGCCGAGCUGACUCGAAAGCGACAGACGUCAAGGCGACGGCCUUGCUCAAACUCGUCUACCUCGAGAUGAUCGGGCACGACAUGUCUUGGGCUUCGUUUCACGUCCUUGAGGUUAUGUCUUCACAGAAAUACCACCAGAAAAGGGUCGGCUAUCUUGCUGCGGUGCAGAGCUUUCGCCCUGACACAGACGUGCUGAUGAUGGCUACGAACCUCUUGAAGAAGGUGAACAGGCUUCCCUCGUUUUUCUUGUGAAGCCACCCGCUGACUCCCCGUCAGGAUGUGGCUGCAUCAACACCGAUCAUCAUCUCCCUCCCGAUCGCUGCCCUGCCUCAUAUCGUUACC
Messenger RNA from Thermothelomyces thermophilus ATCC 42464, 536 nucleotides. RefSeq lists its product as uncharacterized. The transcript has 2 exons. The coding region runs from base 44 to 205 and encodes 53 amino acids. Gene Ontology annotation, cellular component: AP-3 adaptor complex; endosome membrane. NCBI's taxonomy places the organism in Eukaryota, Fungi, Ascomycota, Sordariomycetes, Sordariales, Chaetomiaceae. Gene Ontology annotation, biological process: protein targeting to vacuole; Golgi to vacuole transport. The record is from RefSeq and is a predicted model, not a curated record.